AUGUUCCAGCCUCUUGCUGACACUUCUCACCCACCAGCUGCUCUCACACUACUGUCUGAGUGUGUCAUCAGACAACUCUCCCUCUCCAGAGCAUCAGCCCAGUCAAAGGUUCAGACACUCAACUGUACCCUGGUAAACAGGCACCCGGGGCGUGACCCAGUGUUGCACACUUUUGCAGGGAGCCCUUCGCGCUGGGCUGGCCCGCGCCGGUGUAGACAGGUCAGAGAACUACACUCUCUGAUUAAGAGCUUUAACCAGACUGUUCUGAAAGCCCCUGGGUACAUCAAGGCCAGCUUCGGGCGCCGCGCCGGCCCGGACCACUUGUCCAGCUGGUUUGAACACUCACUUGCGCGCUCGCGCCUCUGGCCCGGGACUACUUUUAACCCGCCCUGGCUAAAGAUGCCUGGAGCAUCACACAUCAUCCCGGCCGCACACCUCUGGCCCGGGCUUCUUCCGCGGUUAAGGCUUUUAACUAGUUCUGAUUAA
This is a messenger RNA of Blastomyces gilchristii SLH14081, 486 nucleotides long. RefSeq lists its product as uncharacterized. Bases 1 to 486 code for a protein of 161 amino acids. The record is from RefSeq and is a predicted model, not a curated record. The transcript has a single exon. NCBI's taxonomy places the organism in Eukaryota, Fungi, Ascomycota, Eurotiomycetes, Onygenales, Ajellomycetaceae.